AAGAACCACUACAAAUCACAUACAGUGCCCCGCCCAUACGUCUGCAGCGUAUGCUCGAGAUCGUUUGCACGAAAACACGACGCCGAGCGCCACUUCCGCAUGCAUAACAAUGAUAGUAGACCGUACAGUUGUCCUAACUGCGAUGCUUCAUUUCCACGCUCAGAUGCUUUGAGAAGGUAU
This is a messenger RNA of Wallemia mellicola CBS 633.66, 180 nucleotides long. RefSeq lists its product as hypothetical. Gene Ontology annotation, molecular function: DNA-binding transcription factor activity, RNA polymerase II-specific; RNA polymerase II cis-regulatory region sequence-specific DNA binding. The annotation marks the transcript as partial. Lineage: Eukaryota; Fungi; Basidiomycota; Wallemiomycetes; Wallemiales; Wallemiaceae. The transcript has 2 exons. Gene Ontology annotation, biological process: regulation of DNA-templated transcription. The record is from RefSeq and is a predicted model, not a curated record.